AUGAUGAGUGAUGACGCAGCGUUGUGUGUUUCAGAGCCUACAAACGACGCUCGCAAGAAUCAUGAUGAGGCCUACGAGGGCGGCCACAAGAGCCACUUGUCCCACGAAGUCGUGGCUAGAGGUGCUGCCUUCGAGGCGAUGAAGAAGUGGGAGGAUCACCAGAGAGUUGAGGGCAAGCCUGUCCCGCAUGGCUUCGCCAAGGACGCCUUGACGGGCUUCACUAGUGCGGAAGAGGACAAGUGA
Emericellopsis cladophorae is the source of this 243-nucleotide messenger RNA. RefSeq lists its product as uncharacterized. Lineage: Eukaryota; Fungi; Ascomycota; Sordariomycetes; Hypocreales; Bionectriaceae. The transcript has 2 exons. The record is from RefSeq and is a predicted model, not a curated record. The coding region runs from base 1 to 243 and encodes 80 amino acids.